Messenger RNA from Sungouiella intermedia, 375 nucleotides. The record is from the annotation of a GenBank genome assembly. Lineage: Eukaryota; Fungi; Ascomycota; Pichiomycetes; Serinales; Metschnikowiaceae.
AUGGGCAGACUCAACAACUCAGACUUCCUAUCAAAGGUCAAUGACGAGUUGUCAGCCAACGAAGGCAAGUCUUCCGUCUACUUCACUCAAAAAAGAUUGUCGCUGACGUUAGAGCCUGCAACGUCAGACAACAUCAACGACUUGUCCUCUAAUGUGGUUAAUCAUCCAAACACUUUCGUCUCCAACACACAGACAUACCCGGUAUUGAUCAGAUUCACGAGGGGUGAUAAGAAGAGCAAAAUCUCCACAGUGGUGGAGCCCGCCAACCUUGACAAGUUCUGGAACGAAUACGCACAAAUCCUCAAGAAUGGUUUCGUGGGGUUGAAGAAGAAGGAGAAGAAAAAGUCAAAGAAGUCGAAGGUUUCCAAGCCUUAA